This is a messenger RNA of Plasmodium yoelii, 831 nucleotides long. Its product is annotated as fam-a protein. The coding region runs from base 1 to 831 and encodes 276 amino acids. Lineage: Eukaryota; Apicomplexa; Aconoidasida; Haemosporida; Plasmodiidae. The transcript is spliced from 6 exons. The record is from RefSeq and is a predicted model, not a curated record.
AUGAAUAAAAGAUAUAUUAAGAUUGCUUUGGCACUUUUAAGUGUAGCUGGAUAUAUGCAAAAUGUGGCAUUUGCAAGGGAUUCUCCUUCAAGUCCCAAUUCUCCAAAUAAACAAUUACCUAUCGACCCUGAAGAAGCCAAACAAGCAUCAGCUAUUAUGUCCGAGGCUUUAGCUAUUGCACAAAAACAUGCAGAACAUACAGAUGAUUACGAGGAAUAUUCUAAGGAAGAUGACGGAACAAUUCUAUAUUUUAAGAAAGUGAACAAUGUUGAGAUUGGAAAGAUUGAGCUUACAAUCCCAAACCCAAAUAAUUAUAAUGAUGUAGUAAACAUGUUAUGGGAUCCCAAUGGUGCAAAGAACUUUGAUGAUAAAUUCAUUAAAGGAUCCAUUCCUCGAGUAUACAAUCCAAAUUUAGUAAUUAUACAACAACGUUACAAAAGUCUUAUGAUGUCAUGGCAAAGAUAUUAUCAUGCAUUAGCCAACAAAGUUGAAUUAUCAAAAGACCAAACUGCAUUAAUCUUGGUUUCAUCAAAUAUGAAUGAUCAUGAUGGUGGAAACAAUAAAAAAUAUGUAAAUCCUAUUGUAGAAAGCGCAAACUCAUUCAAACCUGAUAUAGAUUCUGAAGAAGAUAUUAGAAAUGGAGAUUUAUAUAAAAUGUAUGUUCACUUAGUAGCAGUUUUCAUCAAAAAGGAAGCCGACUGCGUUAAAGUUACCUAUAUUAGCUCUAUUGAACCAAAUGCUCCUUCCUUUGUACCAUCAAAGAUUGUUAAAAAAAUUUUAGUCAAAAAAAUUUUAAAUAUUACCAAAUUAAAGGAUAUUUUUAAAAAUUAG